This is a messenger RNA of Aspergillus lentulus, 1017 nucleotides long. Its product is annotated as NAD(P)H-quinone oxidoreductase. Lineage: Eukaryota; Fungi; Ascomycota; Eurotiomycetes; Eurotiales; Aspergillaceae. The record is from RefSeq and is a predicted model, not a curated record. Gene Ontology annotation, molecular function: NADPH binding; oxidoreductase activity, acting on NAD(P)H.
AUGGCGGGAACAAGGACAAUGAAAGCAGUCGCUGUAAAAGGCGGCAAAGGUUCUGCUGAUGCCCUCUACGUCGAUGACAUCCCGGUUCCGCCUAUCAAUGGCAACCAGGCGCUGGUGAAGAUCAAAGCAUUCGGAUUGAAUCGGAUGGAUCUUCUUCAGCGUGAGGGCCAGUAUCCGCUUCCGCCUCAGGCGCCAGAGACCAUGGGAGUGGAAUUCUCAGGGACUAUCGAGGACCUGGGACCAGACGCCAGCGGGGACUUCAAAGUUGGAGAUGAGGUCUUCGGCCUGGCUUAUGGAGGGGCUUAUGCUCAGUACAUUGCAGUGUCUACUAAUAUGCUUAUUCACAAGCCUGCGGAAUUAUCUUGGGAGGAAGCUGCGGGCAUUCCAGAGACAUGGAUCACAGCGACUCAGGCACUCUAUCUCGUUGGUGAGUACAAGCCGGGUCAGUCUGUCCUGUGGCAUGCAGGCGCAUCGUCAGUCUCUAUUGCUGGUAUCCAGCUCGCAAAGGCAGACGGAGCCAAGGCAAUCUAUGUAACCGCUGGCUCCGAUGAAAAGAUAGACUUCUGCGUCAAGAAGCUCGGUGCGACUGCUGGAUUCAAUUAUCACACCCAGGACUGGUCCGCUGAAAUCCAGAAAGCCACCAAUGGAGAGGGCGUAAACAUCAUUGUCGAUUUCAUUGGCGCCAGUUACUUCCAAGGAAAUCUGGAUGCUGCUGCAAAAGACGGUCGCAUUGUCAAUCUUGCUGUUAUGGGCGGUGUGAAGCUACCUGAAGGUGUAAACAUUGCCCCAUUUCUUCGCAAGAGGCUUCGAUUUGAGGGCAGCACUCUGAGGAGCAGAGAUGAGCGAUACCAGAAGAAGCUACGCGGAACCCUUGUGGAGCAUGCUCUACCCAGGUUCAAGGAUGGAAGCUUCAAGGUGUUUGUGGAGAAGGUCUUUCCGAUGGAGCAAAUUAUCGAUGCGCAUAAAUUGAUGGAAAGCAAUCAGACCAAGGGAAAGAUUAUCUGUACUGUGUCAUAG